AUGAUGUUUGUGACGGGUGCGAGGAGUGCCUGGAACGAGGAUCACAUCCUGUCCAGACUACCCCCUCGACUCCAAGAGAGGGUCUUAGAGCACGUCCACAGAGACGCUGUGCUCAUCAUCCCGAUCCUCAAGACGCGACCACCGAGUUUUGUGUCUGCGAUCCUCAAGAACCUUCGGCCGAGACAGUACUCACAGGGAGAAGUAGUCUUCCAAAGCCUACACAUGAGUCAGGGGGUGUACUUCGUCACAAAAGGGAUCGCCGAGGCUUACGUCAGAGUCACGGGCGGCGCCGGGUCGGAGGAAGAGAAGGUCAAGGGGAUCGUGUCCACCGGAAAGUUCUUCGGCUACACCAGGUUCCUCGCGUCGUUCCUUGAGGAGGACAUGGCGGUCAAGGCGUUCACGCAACUCUAUGUAUACCUGCUGUCCAACAGCAGCAUCCGUUACCUCCUGCAGUACCACCCCUUUCUCGCAGAAGAGUUGAGGAUGGGUCUGGAAGAAGCCAUUUUCCAGCAAGCCAGGUUCAUCGCGCCAAACCGAUUCCUUUACUCUCUCGGCCGGAAAGGCAGGAAGGCAAACCCUUGCUCGAGUGACGGCGGCGGAGAUGGCGGCGGCGGCGGCGGCAUGUUCCAUGAGCGCCGAACGACCGCUCUCGCCUCCUACCUCCGUGAAGAAAGUGUUCGGGUUGAGGGAGGGACAGGAGCAAGAACACCAAUCGCCGGCCCCGACACGAGCCGAAUACGACGGGCGAGUGAUAGGCCAGAGGAAGUGGGGAAAGAAGGCGACGACGAUAACGGUACGAACGAGAAGAGGGCAGGGGACGACGCGCCGCGGAGAUUGAGAUACCGUCAGAGCGGAGACGGCGGCGGUGGCGGUGGUCAAGGAGAGGUGCCCUCGGAUAGCGGGGAGGAGGACUCCCUAACGAUGCCGGGGUUGGGCGGCGUUAUUGUGACGCAGCUCACGUGGGGGGCCGGCAGCGGUGCUUGGGACGCCGCACUGAAGGAUGCGGCGAGGGACGCGGCGGCAGAAGGGACUGGCGCAGCAACAGCAGCAGCAGCAGCAGUAGGUGCGGUAUCAACAGCAAUAGAAACGGACAGAGGCACCACUUCUGUCGCCCUGCCAGGAAACGCAGACGUACACGGCGAUGACGACCUCGGAACGCCAGCCACGCCGCUGGUAGACGAAGACUGGGGCUCAUCAGAUGCGGAGAGGAGGGGGGGCUCGGAGCGGGGUACGGUGCAGACGUUAGACCAGUCAGGAGAAGAAGAGGCAGAGGGACACCGUGGUGACGGUAACACGCGAAGGUCUACCUUUACGGAGGUGCGUAUGUGA
Molecule: messenger RNA, 1329 nt
Organism: Ectocarpus sp. CCAP 1310/34
Lineage: Eukaryota; Phaeophyceae; Ectocarpales; Ectocarpaceae
Source: the annotation of a GenBank genome assembly